Messenger RNA from Entamoeba invadens IP1, 687 nucleotides. RefSeq lists its product as hypothetical. The transcript has a single exon. Lineage: Eukaryota; Evosea; Mastigamoebida; Endamoebidae. Bases 1 to 687 code for a protein of 228 amino acids. The record is from RefSeq and is a predicted model, not a curated record.
AUGACCAAAGAAGACCUUUUCGAUGCUGGAUUGUUGAAGGAAAACCAGGUCAAAGGAACGAAUAUGGCAAAUUUCGGGAAAUUACAAAGAAAACUCAAAGGAAAAGAAUUGGUAAUAAACAUCAAAAUUUACAACAACUUUGAUGCAAAAUCAUUCGAGGAAAGUGAUGACCAAGAACUAAAAGCGGAAUUUACAAAGUUUCAAGAUUGGUAUUGUGCCAACAUUGAAAAAGUCGAAGAAGUUACAAACAGGUUGGAAAGGGAAGAAAGGGCUGAUGCUAAUGAGACGAUACGUACUCUCGUUAAACAAGUGAGAUUAACAAGUACGGAUCAAACAGAAGCAACAGAUAUCGCUGAAGAUUACAGCAGUAGUGAAAUUGUUAAAGAAAAGAGAGCAACCGCCAUUCAACACAGAAAACACAUAAAGGCUUUAUUCAAAAAAGAAGCAGAAGAUUUCUUAAAAAGUUGCCCAGUCAAAAAAUUGACUUUGAACAGUGUGUUUGCUUUGAUGAGUCAAGAAAAAAAGAAUCAAUUCCCAUGUUUAUUUAAUCUUGUGAAAAAGAUGAAUGCUAAGAUUCCACUUGUCCAGUUGAAAGAUCUUUUAAUAAAAUUGGACAAUUUGAUAGAGCAAACACGAGUUAUGAAAAAAGUUGCUUACAUGGAUGUCGGGGAUGCUCUGAAAAACUAA